AGCAGAACGACUGAAUAGUCCGUGUACGUAAUGAGCGGAUGUAGUAGGCGCGACGAUCGCCAAUCUAUCCGCAAAGAAGAGUACGACGUGACGUAAACGACGGAUCCAAACAAGUAUCAGCUGUGUUGCAGUCAUUGUUCCCUGAAUUCACAUUGGUCUUGGCAGACAGAUCCCAGUUUCUCUCCGCGUCGCACUAUCAUCGAGUUCCGCGGUGGCUGGCAGGAACGGCGGGGAUAGCGACGGUGGCUGGCUCGCGCCAACGGACCCGGGCGAGACGCGAACGUUUUUAAGAUCCGACGCGACAAGUGGCGAGAGGAGAGAAAGAAACGGGGGGAAAGCUAGGCCAGGCUCUUUUUUUCGCUCCUAACAGCAAUCGUGGCUGCGCGCGUGCUACCACCCCGACCCCAGCCCCAGGUCCGUGCCAUUAUUCGCCAACGGUUAUCCCCGGGGGACAAUAAUAGUGUAAAAAACGGGGCGGUACGCGCAUAAGCCUGGCCUCGAGCAGCGAGUCGGACGACGGUGGACUCGCUCCGCCACCGCGCAAAAGGUCCCGUAGUUCUGUACCGGCUACCCUACGACCAGCGGACGAGCACCACUCCCCCAGUCCGGACAUGGAUAAUUAUCGUAUGCACGACAGCAUAAUGCAACAGCAGGCCUCAAACGGUGGUGUAUCUUCUGGACUGCAACAGAAUGGAGCCAAGGCGGAUUCUGGUGGGCCUCAUGCCAAUGGUAAUCUGUUACCGGAAUCGGAUAGUGAUAUUAACGGUGUGAACGGAGACAUAAAUCAGAGUUUGGGACCACCAAAAAUAAUGGACAAAACUAACCAGGACAUUGUGAGGCUUAUCGGGCAACACUUAAAGACAGUCGGCUUAGAUCGGACAGCAGAUUUGCUUAUGCAAGAAUCGGGCUGUCGGCUAGAUCAUCCUGCUGCGGCGAAAUUUAGGCAACACGUUAUGGACGGUGAUUGGAAUAAAGCAGACCAUGACCUCAAUGAACUUAAGUCUUUUUUAAAUAGUGCAAACCAGAGUUUAGUGGAGAUGAAGUUCUUAUUGCUAGAACAAAAAUAUUUAGAAUAUUUAGAAGAAGGUAUGGUGUUUGAUGCAUUACAUGUACUGCGCAAUGAGCUUACACCCUUGGGCCAUAAUACCGGUCGUGUUCAUCAGUUAUCUUUAUUUAUGAUGUGCAGUGGACGUGACGAGUUACAGACACGUGCAGGCUGGGAUGGCAAAGGGCCAGCCUCCAGGGCUGCGCUUAUGGACAGACUGCAGCGAUUCCUACCACCCUCCAUUAUGUUACCGCCACGCAGACUUCAUUCUUUACUUUGUCAAGCUGUGGAAAUGCAAAAUCAACUGUGCACGUAUCAUAUAACACAUUCGCAGCAGACAAGCCUAGAAAACGUCUCUUUGCUUGUGGAUCAUAACUGUGGCAAGGAGCAGUUUCCGUGCCAUACCAUACAGGUACUCAACGAUCAUUGCGACGAAGUCUGGUAUUGCAAAUUCUCACCCGAUGGUCUCAAGCUUGCCACAGGUUCUAAAGAUAUGACAGUAAUUAUAUGGGACGUAGAUCCUGAAACACUAAAAGUGACGCAUAGGAAGACACUUGAAGGGCAUACGUAUGGCGUGGCGCUGAUUGCUUGGAGUCCUGACAGCAGCCAUCUAAUUGCCUGCGGUCCUGAAGAUUGUCCGGAACUAUGGCUUUGGAGUGUCGAUACGCCCGAUUGCGAAUUACGUGUAAAAUUAACGCAAAACACGGACGACUCACUGACGGCUUGUGCCUGGCAUCGUGAUUCGAAUAAAUUUGUAGCGGGAGGACUUCGUGGUCAAUUUUAUCAAUGCGAUAUGGACGGCAAUGUUUCGGAUUCAUGGGAAGGAGUAAGAGUAAAAUGUUUGUGGUGUCGUAGCGAUGGAAGAACUGUUCUAGCAGCUGAUACACAUCAUAGAAUUCGCAGCUAUACUUUUGAUGACUUGGGCGAUGCUACUAUAUUACAAGAGGAUCAUCCUGUUAUGUCCUUUAGUGUAAACAAAGCAGAUCGACUUGCAUUACUUAAUGUAGCAAAUCAAGGCGUGCAUCUUUGGGAUUUAGAGGACAAAUGCCUUGUUAGACGUUUUCAAGGCGUCACUCAAGGACAUUUUACUAUUCAUAGCUGUUUCGGAGGAGUCAAUCAAGAUUUUAUUGCCUCUGGCAGUGAAGACAAUAAAGUGUAUGUGUGGCAUAUCAAAAGAGAACUGCCUAUAGCGACUCUUACAGGACACAGUAGAACGGUCAAUUGUGUUUCAUGGAAUCCUGUGUAUCAUCAAAUGAUGGCUUCUGUGUCAGAUGAUUUUACAGUAAGGAUAUGGGGCCCAAGGUCAUUUUCUUCAGAUGGAGAAAAUGAUAAGACAGUUUCGCUUGAAACCAACUCUUCAAAUAGCAGUGGCUGGCAUGAGAUGGUAUCGUAGCGAACUACAGCGUACUCAGUUCACAGUGUUCCCAUGACCUCAUGGUGUUCAAAAGACUGUCAUACUGACAUUUGACUGUCAUACUGUCCUGUUGAUUGUCGUACUGACAUUUUACUGCCUUCUGUAGCAGUUGCUCCUCUAUACCUCUUGUCGAUCUUGAUUAUUAUCUACUAUGUACAGAGGUAACAGGAGGGAUGUAUAUGUUUAGCAACAACUGCUAAAUUGCCUGCAAUUAUUAAAACCGAAAAUCAAUCAUCGAGCGUAAUUAUCAUAUUUAUGUAUACUUUCUUUUUUUUUCAUAGUACCUUUAAGUAUUUUAUAUGCAUCCAUAUAUGGUAUCCAUUGUGUUAUCUCAAUUAAAACUUCAAAUGAUUUAACGUCAGAGCUAAUAAUCGAAAAUAAUGUGACGCAUAAUACAAUAUAAAGUAGAUGAUAUGACAGAGUAGAAAAUAAAGAAAAUUCCGUCUUAGGAUUGGUGUGUAAAGGUAAAUUAUGUUAACAAGAAUAUGGAAUGCAUCCAUGUAUUGGGACAGUAGAAACACUAUGUUUUGACAGGAAUUUUGUCAAAUUUGACCAUAAUUGUAUCAAUAAAUAUUGUACAUAACAGUUUCA
Vollenhovia emeryi is the source of this 3050-nucleotide messenger RNA. Its product is annotated as WD repeat-containing protein 26. Gene Ontology annotation, molecular function: protein binding. The record is from RefSeq and is a predicted model, not a curated record. The transcript is spliced from 11 exons. Gene Ontology annotation, biological process: proteasome-mediated ubiquitin-dependent protein catabolic process. Gene Ontology annotation, cellular component: GID complex. The coding region runs from base 612 to 2438 and encodes 608 amino acids. Lineage: Eukaryota; Metazoa; Arthropoda; Insecta; Hymenoptera; Formicidae.